AUGCCCAAGCGGAUCCUCUGCACCAUCGGAGUCGAUGUGGACGCCUGCGCAGGCUGGCUGGGCUCGUACGGCGGUGAAGACUCGCCCAACGACAUGAGUCGCGGCUGUUUCGCGGCGGAAGUCGGCGUGCCUCGUCUCCUCAAGCUGUUCAAGGAGAAGGGCGACAUGAAGACAUCCUUCUUUAUCCCGGGCCACAGCCUUGACUCGUUUCCCAAGGAGAUGGCGAUGGUUAGGGAUGCUGGACACGAGAUCGGGCUACACGGCUAUUCCCACGAGAAUCCGGUCGCCAUGACACUCGAGCAACAGCGCGCCGUGCUCGACCACACCUUCAAGCAGCUCACCGACUUUUGCGGCAAGCCCCCCGUCGGCUCCGUCGCCCCUUGGUGGGAGGCUAGCAAGGAAGGUAUCGAGCUGCUGCUCGAGAAGGGCAUCGAGUACGACCAUUCGUCGCAGGCGCACGACUGCAUGCCAUUCUACACCCGCGACGAAGAUACCUGGACGAAAAUCGACUUCAAGUCGGCCUCCGCGCACGACUGGAUGCACCCGCUCAAGAAGGGCAAGCUCACCAAACUCGUCAACAUCCCCGCGAACUGGUAUCUCGCCCGCCUCCUGCAGGACCUCCCGCCGCACAUGUUCAUCAAAGCCGCUCCCAACUCACACGGCUUUGUCGACGCCGACGUGACCCUCAAGCUGUGGAAGAAGCACUUUGCCUACUUCUACCGGGAAUACGAUUGGUGUGUCUUCCCUCUCACGCUACACCCCGACACGGCUGGUCGUCCGCACGUUCUUCUCGCCGUCGAGGAGCUCAUCGACUUUAUCAACGAGCACGAGGGUGUCGAGUGGGUCACGAUGGCGGAAGUCAACAAGGAGUUCCGGGAGAAGUUCCCCUUCCCAGGCGAGCAAAAGGAGUAG
This is a messenger RNA of Rhodotorula toruloides NP11, 912 nucleotides long. Its product is annotated as arp2/3 complex subunit Arc16. The transcript has 6 exons. The record is from RefSeq and is a predicted model, not a curated record. NCBI's taxonomy places the organism in Eukaryota, Fungi, Basidiomycota, Microbotryomycetes, Sporidiobolales, Sporidiobolaceae. Gene Ontology annotation, biological process: carbohydrate metabolic process. The coding region runs from base 1 to 912 and encodes 303 amino acids. Gene Ontology annotation, molecular function: hydrolase activity, acting on carbon-nitrogen (but not peptide) bonds.